Messenger RNA from Geodia barretti, 1374 nucleotides. The record is from the annotation of a GenBank genome assembly. NCBI's taxonomy places the organism in Eukaryota, Metazoa, Porifera, Demospongiae, Tetractinellida, Geodiidae.
AUGGAUACAGAGGACGAAGAGCCGUUCCUCAAUCGCUCAUACCGAAGGCUGGCGGGCCGUGUCAGGAUUCCCGGAUUCCGCCCCGGCAAGGCGCCUAGAUCGGUGGUAGAGAGCCACUUGGGCCGGAUUACCCUGGUGCAGGAAGCGCUGGAAUUCAUGAUCCCGGAAUCCCUCGAUCAGGUGUUGCGCGAACACGAGAUACGGGCGUUUGCCGAACCUGAGCUGGAAGUCCUGGAACUCGAACCCGUCUCAUUUAAGGCGGUCGUUCCGUUGGAGCCCGAGGUCGACCUGGGUGAAUUCCGCACAAUAAGGGCAUCGGCGCCACCGGUCGAAAUCGGGGACGAAGAUGUGACCCGCGUACUGGAGAGCCUGCAGUUCGAGAGCGCCCCAUGGGAACCGGUUGAACGCCCCGUCGGAUUCGGCGAUCUGGUCACCCUGAACGUAAAGGGAACCAUCGCAGGCGAAGACGCCAUUGAUGACGAGGGCGUGGACUUCAUUCCCCAGAUGGACAACGAAUUGCCCAUUCCAGGGUUUUCCGUCUACCUCGAGGGCAUGACUGAGGGACAGGAGAAGGAAUUUACCCUGACCGUCCCCGAUGGCCACGAACAGGAAAACUACGCCGGAAAGGAAUGCUAUUUCCACGUGGACGUCAUUUCCGUAAAGGAAAAACAGCUUCCGGAGCUGGACGACGAGUUCGCCAAGGGCGUCAGGGAAGGCUUCGAAAGCAUGGAGGCCUUGUCAGACCAUAUCCGCCAGCGGCUAACCGCGGAAGGAGAAGCAACCGCACAGCGGGAGUUGGAACGCAAUGUGCUGGAAGAAGUGAAAAAGCUGGCCACCAUACAGGCCUCGGAACUCAUCUACCAGCGCGAAAUGGAAACCAUCCGUGAGGACCACGAGCGCACCCUUCGCAACCAGCGGCUGGACAUGGACACCUACCUGAGGUUCGUCGGACAGACGGCCCAGGAGUUCGAGGACCAGCUACGGCCUCAGGCGGAAGACCGGCUCUCCACGUCCCUGGUGAUGCGGAAGCUGGCUGAACAAGAAAGCAUAGAGGUGGAAUCCUCGGAGAUAGACGCGGAGAUUGACCGCCUUACAGAAAAUUCAGCGGAGGAAUCCGUAGCCAACUUGCGCCGGCUCCUGGGUUCAGAUGAUUCCCGCGAGUCGCUGCGGUCCUCCCUCUUGAACCGCAAGGUGCUGGGCCGACUGGUCGAAAUCGCCAUAGAAAAUGGUGCCGAGGACGAUGGCAGCGAGGCCGAAUCGGAACCAGAAGCCAUUGCUGCCGAGGAACCUGAGCAGGCCUUGGACGAAGAGGCCACGGCAGAGACGGAACCUACUGCAGAAGACGAGAGCGAGGGAGAGCCAUCAAAUGACUAG